AUGGCCUACCCUUACCACUCACAUACAUCACUGCCAUUGAGCGAUGGGACAGGCAUGGGAAUGCCCCCGACUGGAUACCUACCUAACUACGGAGUCCCGGUUCAAGGCCACGCGGCUUCGGCGUCCGUGGAUACGCCGCCCUCCCACGAGACAUCUUCGCUGAAAGAUCGAAGAGAUUCCUCGUCACAGGCGAGCAAGGAGCUCAAGCGCUCUGUGUCCUCACCAAACGUCAGACCCCACCCCAGUAAUGCCUCGGAUCAUCAUCAAAUUGGCUUACCAGGGGAUAAGAAGAAGAAUAAACUAGGCUAUCACCGUACAUCAGUUGCUUGUGGACAUUGCCGGCGACGCAAGAUCCGGUGCAUCCCCUCCAACUCGGAUGCGCAGGGCCGAUGCGUUAACUGCAUCCGCCUAAAGAAGGAGUGUAGCUUCUACCCUGUCGACCAACCACCGCCUUCGGAUGCACGUCCCAAAGCCCCGUCACGGGCUUCCACCGCCGGCUCCAAGGUCACUUCGUCUUCGUCAUCUCCUGCCCUUCCUACUCAGCCGUAUCCAGGGCCCGCGGCGACUUCGAACCCCCAAUUGGCUACUCACAAUACCCUGGUGGUCAAGCCGCCCGGGGCAGGAGUCGAGUCGCCCAGGGAUGCUAUCGUGCCCUCAAACGUUUCCUCUGCUUCUGGAGCGUUCGACUUCGCUGCGCAAUCCAUGGCAGGUUGGGUAUCCCAGGAUGCUAGUCCAAACUCAGCUCCGAAAGCUUUGGACAUGGGCGCCUCAUGGAUCUCGCCGUACACGGCACAGACGCCGCAAGCGUCCGCAGGCUGGAACGGGGCUCUCCAUCAUGCCGGCCCCGGGAAUGCACCGCGCGAAGAUAUGACGACCUGGUCUUCGUAUGCGCCCGCUCCUGCUCCUCCGCGAUCCAUGACCUUCGGCAAUGACGGCCACGGCCCGCAACAGUACGGUAUGGUGUCCCAACACGCACAUCAGAUGCCAGCCACCAUGGCCCCUGGCGCGUAUGCUACGCAUAUUUCCACCUCUUUGCCAGCCUCCACCGCGACGAGCCACAUAGACCAUGGAGCGUCCCUGUCGGCUGGCGCAAUUCCACACACUGGUCAAUUCGGCGCCUGGCCACAGCCACAACCACAACCACAGCCACAGCAAGCGCUCGGUUACGCUAGGUCAGGCGACGACUAUGCUCAAUGGGGCUACGGAGCCGAUGAUGGCUCGGCGGGAACCCCCGGUGAUGAAAAGCGGCUGCACUCCGAAGUCAUAGUAUGCCCGAACCACAAGGGACCGACUGGCGUCAGUUAA
Messenger RNA from Sodiomyces alkalinus F11, 1305 nucleotides. RefSeq lists its product as hypothetical. NCBI's taxonomy places the organism in Eukaryota, Fungi, Ascomycota, Sordariomycetes, Glomerellales, Plectosphaerellaceae. The record is from RefSeq and is a predicted model, not a curated record. Gene Ontology annotation, molecular function: DNA-binding transcription factor activity, RNA polymerase II-specific; zinc ion binding. The transcript is spliced from 4 exons. The coding region runs from base 1 to 1305 and encodes 434 amino acids. Gene Ontology annotation, biological process: regulation of DNA-templated transcription.